ACAACAUGUGUGUAUGUUCUUGGGUUUAUCCAAAGGAAAAAUAGAUGUGGAAAUCGGAAUAGCCAUAACAAAAGCAAUAGCAUAGCAGCAUCAUCAUCACCCAUUUUGACUAUGCUGCUAGCUCAACCCAUUUGCAUCUCUCGCAACUUUCCCACUCUCAAUAACAAGUUGAGAACCUCACUUCAACGCCACAACCCUCCAAUCAGAGUUUCACCAAUAGCAUCCACGGGUAACGCUUGCUUCGUUAAACCACUUGAUGUGAAAACCAGAGCCCCUUUGGCUGCGUUUCACAGAAAGCAUUUUAUUUGCCAUAGUUUGAAGAAAGAGAGCCAAGUUGGUAGCAAUGGCAGUGGCAAUGGCAAUGGAAGAGACUGGACAACCUCCAUUUUGCUCUUUCUCUUGUGGGCUGCACUCAUUUACUAUGUUUUCUUUCUCACCCCAAAUCAGACCCCGUCAAGGGACUUCUAUUUCUUGAAAAAGCUCCUGAAUCUUAUAGGAGAAGAUGGUUUCAGAAUGAAUGAAGUACUAGUAUCAUUGUGGUAUAUAAUGGGCUUGUGGCCGUUGGUAUAUAGCAUGCUCCUGCUUCCUACAGGAAGAAGCUCAAAAACCAAUAUUCCUGUGUGGCCCUUCCUGAUACUCUCAUUUUUUGGAGGAGCAUAUGCACUUCUUCCUUAUUUUGUACUUUGGAAUCCACCAGCACCUCCUAUUGAAGAAACUCAACUUAAAACAUGGCCUUUGAAUUUUCUGGAAUCAAAAGUAACUGCAGCGAUAUCACUUGCUGCAGGGGUAGCCCUCAUAACUUAUGCCGGUCUAGCUGGACAAGAUGUGUGGAAAGAAUUUUACCAGUACUUCAGGGAAAGCAAACUUAUCCAUAUUACGUCCAUUGAUUUUACUAUACUUUCCACGUUUGCACCAUUCUGGGUUUACAACGAUAUGACUGCCCGAAAAUGGUUUGACAAAGGUUCUUGGCUUCUUCCCAUAUCAUUAAUACCAUUUUUAGGGCCCAGUUUAUACCUUCUCCUGCGGCCAUCAUUAUCAAGAGUGACCAUUUCACAAACUCCUGUUGAGCCAGAGUAACAUUUCAUGUGAUGACUGCCAAGUGCCAACAAUACAAGUACACAUUUUUUAUGCAACAAAAUGGAAUUUGAUUUAAAGUUUGGUUCAGAAAGACAAUUUCAUUCUACAGAGUCCACUUCAUAAAAAAUAUUGAGAUUCAUCAGCUUAUGCAUCAUCUUGGGAGAUGGAAACUUCUUAUCUACUUCUGCUGUAUGUAAUAAUUUCAUGGAGAGAAGUUUCACAAUUAUCUACAUUUUUAUCAAUAGAUGAGAUCCAGUUUCUAAGAAAGAGCAUUAUUGCUUCUGUGA
This is a messenger RNA of Cajanus cajan (pigeon pea), 1364 nucleotides long. RefSeq lists its product as uncharacterized. Lineage: Eukaryota; Viridiplantae; Streptophyta; Magnoliopsida; Fabales; Fabaceae. The record is from RefSeq and is a predicted model, not a curated record.